CCUCCAGCAGCGCCUCCACAAGCUGCCCCAUUUCUACACAUCCUCCAUCCCAGACUCUCUCUCUCCUCUCUCUCUCUCCUGCUCCAAAUUCGUGCAGCAACGUAUCACAAGUUCAGCAUAUCUCCUCAUCAGACCAAGGAAAGGAGGCUUGGAUCAACUCUCCAAAUGUGAGGGGAUUUGGGAGUUUGUCCUCCAGAGUCCUCUCUAUUUAAUCAAGGGUUUACCCCCUUUUCUUCUUCUGAUUUUUUUUUGUAGAUUAGCAUGUAAAUAUUUCAGCACAUAUUAAAUAGUCUUUAGAUGAUGCAACAAAUUAUUCAAUACAUAUUAACUAGUCUUUAGAUGAUGCAGUACAUUUUAUUUUUCUAUGCCAACUUGCCUUAUUAAUUUUACUUGUACCAUGCUAGUAAGUAUAAUUUGCAACUCCAUGUACACUGCACUUGUUUGCCAGACUUUCUCCAAUUUUUUCAUUAUGCAAUUUUAAGUUAGAUUUAUAGGGAUGAGGUUACCAAGAUAGAAUAUUAGAUGGAACAAGAACUUCAGUAGAAUAAUAAAAAUUCAAAAUUAGUUUUGUGUUCUUAUACCCCUACACAUGUUACUCAAUAUUUGAAGUAAUGGAACUUACGGACUAUGAGCGCAAGCAGAAUGAGAACAUAAAGAACAAUGAAGCAAUGGUGCAGUCACUACACUUGCGUAAAUUAGUAGAAUCCCUUAGCAAGACCACCAAGAGGAAGAGUGCCAAUAAACACACAAGAUGUCAUAAGAACAUGAGCAAAAAUGUUGAAGAUGAGGGAUCUGAUUCUGAAUACGAUCCAUGUCUUGAGAAGUGUACUCAAUCUGAUGAAGACAAUCCAGAGCUUGAGAAGGAUGGAAUAGGACAGGAUGCUCUGGAAGAAGAGAUAUGCACAUCUACUAGACCACAUGUUAAGGUGCUAAUCUUUUCAUAAAAUAAGAUAGAUAAGCUCAAGGAAAUCAAUUUCUUUUGUGUCUGUUACUAAAACUAAUCAAAAUUUCAUUUCUUUCCAUUUGGAUUGUUGGCACCAUAGCAGUAGUGAUUUUGUUUUGCAUAAGGUACUAUUAUGUAUAAUAGUUUUGUUUCCUUGAUCUACCGGGCUUCUUUGAUGGCUCCUGGAGGUAAACAUCAUUCAAAAUACCAAAGAAUCACUACUAAUGAUGUACAAUCCAGUACUCCAAUGUGCACAAGAUCACUAUUAUCUGGACUGAAUAGCCCACCUGUUGAUGGAAUAAAUAUGCCAAUUUCUUUGAACACUUCAGUAGGAGGCCAAAGCCAACUAGGCAACAAUCUUAAUGAGGAUUACUCAACUUUUAACACUAACAAUCAUACAAUUGAUGGUGACGCAUGUGAGGACCAACAUGCACAAGUUCACUCCAAUUCUAGCCUUGUUGUAUCUAUUGGAGGUGCACCUACUCCCAAGAGACGUGAUGUGCGUAAGAGGACUAUGGAUCAUGGUCUUGACAAGAUAAAUGAACGACACGGUUCCAGAUUGGCCAUUUUUGUACCUGAAGGGAAGAUACGCCCUGAACAUCCGGUACAGGCUGCAAAACUAGCAUCUGAAUGUGGUGUUGCCCUUAGAGAUCAUCUUCCUAUAUAUCCACACUGGAAGAACUACAAGAAAGUCUAUAAAAAUGAUAAUAAUGAAGGAGCCACAGUUGAAAACAUUGAUCAUAUUUCAAAAGUACUAGGUGUAGUAGCUACCAGGCUAGCUGUUGAUGUUAACCAUGACGGACCAAGCAAAAAAACAUGUGAAGAUAUAGUUAAGAAGGGUGUAAGGCAACAACGUUACCAUCUGAAAAAGAAUUACUUUAAUGGAUUGUCAUAUGAACAAAUCCAGUUAAGAGGUCCACCACCAAAUGUAAAUGCUGCCGACUGGGAAAAACUUCUUAAGAAGUGGAAUGAUCCAAAGCACAAGGAAACCUGUGACAAGAAUAAGGAAAAUCGAGGCCAAGUCAAGCUUCACCAAAGGACAUGAUCUCGUUCCUACACUGCACAUCGCUUUUCUCUUAGGUCAAAGUUUCAAAAUAGAGAUCCAGAUGCUAUUGAAUUCUUUGGGGAAUGUAUGACUAGCUCAAAGAAGGGUUGUACUGAAUUUGCAAAGGAAGUUAUUGACAAGAUGGAACUAGAAAGACAGCGUGAACCUGACGAAGGUGAAGAACCAAAGUCUCCAACCCAAAUUGCUACUGAAACUCUUGGCCAAGUGAGCAGCAACACCGAAUUCAUUUCAAAGAUGGGCAUUACUUUACCAUCCAAGAAGGCAAAAACAGUUUUUUCAACUUCCCAAAUUGAUAAGAUGAUGCAAGCUGAGAGAGAAGUUGCUGCUAGGGUACAAGGGGAAUUCCUUCAUCGAAUUGCAUCUCAGGAGGAAGCACUUAACUCUAGCAAAACAGAACUUGAUUCUACAAAGGAAGAACUUCAGUCUACAAAAGACGAGGUGAGGCAAAUGAGAUUGAGGCAAGCAGAAACUGAGUUGAUACUGCGUCGUUUGUUGGAAGAGCGAGAAACACAAUCCAAUGCUUAGGGUGGAAGGGCUACAAGAACUCCAUGAUAUUGUCUUUGCUUGUGAAGGUUAUUUUGCAACUAUGGUGGCUGUCUAUUAAGAAGUAUGUUGUUAGCUGUUGUAUUUUGUGAAUGUUAGGACUUAGUGAAAUUGUUACAUGGGGAAAGAUAUUUUGGGUAUACAGGACAUGACUUUUAGAUAGUAUGUCCAGAUCAUUUUGUGAAUGUUAGGACAUAGUGAAAUGCUUGAAAAUAUGAUGUGGUCUAUGAUGUAUGCUAGUUUGCACCUAUGUUGUGCAAGACUUCUAUGAACUUGGCAUGUAUUUUGGAACCUACCUAGCAGAGUUGAAUGAUAUGGUUUAAUGCUUUAGUAUGUUCAUGAUGUGUUUCUAUUGUUUAUGUACAAUAAUAUAUCAAAUAAGUGACGAGG
This is a messenger RNA of Oryza brachyantha (malo sina), 2942 nucleotides long. RefSeq lists its product as uncharacterized. The record is from RefSeq and is a predicted model, not a curated record. NCBI's taxonomy places the organism in Eukaryota, Viridiplantae, Streptophyta, Magnoliopsida, Poales, Poaceae. The transcript has 6 exons. Bases 1077 to 1988 code for a protein of 303 amino acids.